AUGGGGAAUGCUAUAAAUAAGCUGCUAAAACAUUACAACAAUGCAGAAAAGAAAAAGAGCGAGUAUAAGUUUGGAAAAGUUUUGGGCUGUGGAUCAUUUGGGAUCGUACGAGAAUGCAUCAACAAGCAAACGAAAGAAGUGUACGCCGUGAAGAUAAUAAAGAAAAAGAAAAAGCUCAAGAAAAACUUAAGUUUUGAAAAAAUGGUAAAGAAUGAAAUAAAAUACUUAUCAGUGAUGAGCCAUGAAAAUAUAAUUAAAUUUAAGGAUUUCUUUGAAGAUAAAAAUAAAUUUUAUAUAAUAUUGGAGAAAUGUGAUGGAGGGGAGUUAUUUUACAAAGUUAUAAAAAAUAAAUGUCUUUUGGAAAGUGAAUCAGCUUAUAUUGUUAGACAGAUUUGCUGUGCGUUGGAAUAUUUACAUUCAAAGAACAUAAUUCAUCGAGACAUAAAGGCCGAAAAUUUCCUCUUUAAAAAUAAAAACACGAAAAGUAUUAAAUUGAUAGAUUUCGGAAUGGCCAAAAAGAUGAACUGUGAAUACUUGACCGAAUUGUGUGGUUCUCCCCAUUACAUUUCGCCUGAACUGAUCAGAAAAAAGUACACAAUAUCAUCAGAUAUAUGGGCUCUGGGAGUCAUGGUUUUUUUUAUGUUAACAGGAAAAUAUCCAUUUGAGGGAAAAAACACACCAAAAGUUGUGGAUGAAAUUCUGAACAAAAAUAUAAAUUGGAAGGGCAAAGAAUUUUCCUCCCUUUCCGUCGAGGCCUUGGAUUUUUUAAAAAAACUGUUGGAGAGAAAUGAAAAGAAAAGACUUACGGCGUGUCAAGCUCUCAAUCACCCAUGGAUCAAGUCUCAAGUGGAAUAA
Messenger RNA from Plasmodium gonderi, 855 nucleotides. RefSeq names its product calcium-dependent protein kinase. Gene Ontology annotation, cellular component: nucleus; cytoplasm. The coding region runs from base 1 to 855 and encodes 284 amino acids. The transcript is spliced from 9 exons. Gene Ontology annotation, biological process: protein autophosphorylation; intracellular signal transduction; peptidyl-serine phosphorylation. The record is from RefSeq and is a predicted model, not a curated record. NCBI's taxonomy places the organism in Eukaryota, Apicomplexa, Aconoidasida, Haemosporida, Plasmodiidae. Gene Ontology annotation, molecular function: calcium-dependent protein serine/threonine kinase activity; ATP binding; calmodulin binding.